AUGGUUCUAUAACCAAAGCCAGCUGCUGUAGGCCCAUGCUUGGAUGUGUGCGUGCGUGUGAGUUAUAGGGGAGGGGGUAUGAGUGUGUGCACGCACGUGUGCGCGCGUGUAUGUGCAGUUUCCCUUUUCAAAGAGAGAGGGAGAGAGUGAGAGAGAGAGAGAGAGAGAGAGAGAGAGUUUUUCACCUUUUUUUAAGGCAUGAGCGCUGAGACCCGCAGCCCAUACAGCGACAUGACCUCCAUGGAUGCAUUUUAUAGUCCUUCUGCAGUACAAACUCGGGACCAGCAAACGGAGCACUUCAGGACGUUCCCAUCCCCUGACACCAAAUACAGCCCCGCCGCGUUCGCGCAAGUCCAUAAAGGUCACGCGUACGGAGACAAACCGCGGAGUCCGUUCCAGCAGGAGGGCCGCUCAUUGGACGCCGUCUCUGCAGCCGAUCGCGCUGCUUUCAGCAAAUUCCACCUCUUUACGUACAGGACCUCCUGUAAAACCCCUCCAGAGGAAGGUGAGCGGCAUCGGGAGGUCGGGAGCGGCGACGCAGCGGUUCUUCCCUGCUAUGGUAAAGACAGCUCAAAUCUGACGGAUUCUGACUUAACCCCACUCACCGAUCAUUCAACAAUGGACGCCAGCUACCUGGCUGUGAAGGAUCAGGGUGUCAACGCGACAUCCGACAGGGCGCCAGGUGCUGAUUUAGCCAACUCCCAUGACAAGGGUGAUAGCAGUGAGAGCAACAAGGGCAAGAAGAGGCGCAAUCGCACCACCUUCACCAGUUACCAGCUGGAGGAGUUGGAAAAGGUCUUUCAGAAGACGCACUAUCCAGAUGUUUACGCCCGUGAGCAGUUGGCACUACGGACAGACUUGACUGAAGCGCGCGUACAGGUAUGGUUCCAGAACCGGCGGGCCAAAUGGAGGAAGAGGGAACGUUUUGGUCAGAUGCAGCAGGUUCGAACACACUUCUCCACAGCUUACGAGUUGCCACUUCUGACACGUCCGGAGAGUUACGCACAGAUACAGAACCCAUCCUGGAUUAGCGGCAGCAACGCAGCAUCACCGGUGCCGGGCUGCGUGGUGCCCUGUGACACGGUGACCCCCUGCAUGACCCCUCACCCCCACUCGGCCAGCGGGGUGUCCGAGUUCCUGGGUGUUCCGAGCCCCGGAGGUCACAUGGGCCAGGCUCACAUGGGCAGCCUGUUUGGAGGAUCUCCCGGCAUGGCCACGGGGCUCAAUGCGUACGAUCUCAACAUGGACCCUGACCGCAAGUCCUCCAGCAUCGCCUCGCUGCGCAUGAAGGCCAAAGAGCACAGCGCGGCCAUAUCUUGGGCCUCAUGA
Hippocampus zosterae (dwarf seahorse) is the source of this 1329-nucleotide messenger RNA. RefSeq names its product homeobox protein aristaless-like 4. The record is from RefSeq and is a predicted model, not a curated record. The coding region runs from base 199 to 1329 and encodes 376 amino acids. Lineage: Eukaryota; Metazoa; Chordata; Actinopteri; Syngnathiformes; Syngnathidae. The transcript is spliced from 4 exons. Gene Ontology annotation, molecular function: RNA polymerase II transcription regulatory region sequence-specific DNA binding; DNA-binding transcription activator activity, RNA polymerase II-specific. Gene Ontology annotation, biological process: regulation of transcription by RNA polymerase II.